This is a messenger RNA of Tuber melanosporum (Perigord truffle), 1835 nucleotides long. RefSeq lists its product as uncharacterized. NCBI's taxonomy places the organism in Eukaryota, Fungi, Ascomycota, Pezizomycetes, Pezizales, Tuberaceae. The transcript has 4 exons. The coding region runs from base 222 to 1835 and encodes 537 amino acids. Gene Ontology annotation, molecular function: phosphoacetylglucosamine mutase activity. The record is from RefSeq and is a predicted model, not a curated record. Gene Ontology annotation, biological process: carbohydrate metabolic process; UDP-N-acetylglucosamine biosynthetic process.
GAAAAAUAAAGGAUAGAUAAAUAGAUAGAUACUCUCCUACGGUAUCUGUAAGGAAAAGCCCUGAGCUUCCCCUCAAUUGUUGUUAUUAUCGCCGUUAUUAUUGUUAACUCUGAUCAAUUCCUCAUCUCUGCUCUCACCCCUUUAUUUAAACCGCUCUUGCUCCGGAAGCUUGCUUAUCCCAGAUCAUUUCAGAUCAUUACAACCCCAAACCACAUUGCAAGAUGGCGUCUUCUAUUAUCGAAGCUUCACAAAAGCACCCUAGACCCGGAGAUAGAACAUUUGCCUAUGGAACUGCCGGGGUGAGCCCUUAUAGGAAUUUGCUUGAUUCUGUUGUUUUCCGUGUUGGCCUUCUCGCUGCCCUCCGUUCGCAAAAGCUGAAUGGAAAGACCAUUGGCGUCAUGAUCACAGCCUCUCACAAUGUUCCCGAAGACAAUGGAGUAAAACUUGUCGAUCCUAUGGGUGAAAUGCUCGAAGCCUCAUGGGAAGCCCACGCCACAAGUCUAGCAAAUGCUCAGAAUGACCAUGAGCUCAUAGCUCGUUAUGAGCAUCUGAUCUCUUCCCUAAAGAUCAAUGCAUCCACCCCAGCUCACGUUAUUCUCGCCAAAGAUACUCGCGAAUCUGGACCUGCUCUUGUUACUGCCUUGACCGAUGCCCUCACUUCUGUUGGUGCCAAAUACGAUGAUUAUGGGAUCCUAACAACACCCCAAUUACAUUAUCUUGUCCGUUGUCUGAAUACCCAACACCCCCCGCAUAGUGAACCCUACGGAGUGCCAACAGAAGAGGGAUACUACAAGAAGAUUGGAGGUGCCUAUGCAAAGUUGCUGCAAGGCAAACCCAGACCUGGGCCAAUUACCGUUGACUGUGCAAAUGGGGUUGGUGCGCCAAAACUCAGGGCGCUUGCCGAGUACAUUGGGAAGGAUACCGGUAUCCUCGAUGUCAAGAUUGUCAAUGAUCUUGUUGACCAGCCCUCAAAGCUCAAUUACCAAUGUGGUGCUGACUUCGUAAAAACCCAACAACGACCUCCACCUGCCUCUCAGGCCUCUCCGCUGGCUCGGUGUGCAUCCCUUGACGGUGAUGCUGACAGGCUAGUAUACUACUUCUCCGAUUCAGACGGCACCUUCCGUCUGCUCGACGGAGACAAAAUUGCUACUCUGGUGGCUUCGUUUAUCACCGACCUUGUAAAAUCAGCAGGUAUUUCGGACCUCAAGGUUGGGGUUGUUCAGACUGCGUACGCCAACGGCUCCUCAACGGCAUACAUCACCAAGACUCUCGGUUUGCCGGUCAUUUGCACACCUACUGGUGUCAAGCAUCUUCAUCAUGCAGCCACUAAGUUUGACUGCGGUGUUUAUUUCGAGGCUAACGGACAUGGGACUGUGGUCUUCUCCCACGCAGCCCACACAACCAUUGCUUCACAUUCACCAGAAUCCCCUGCCCAAGCCAGUGCCUUGGAGAACCUCUGUGCCCUCAUAAAUUUGAUUAAUGAGGCUGUGGGAGAUGCCUUGUCUGACCUUCUCCUCGUAGAGGUUAUUCUGGUGCACAAGGGCUGGGGUCCAAAGGAAUGGGACUCCACGUAUACCGACCUACCAAAUCGCUUAGUCCGUGUUGAGGUGAAGGAUAGAACUGCCUUCAAGACAACCGACGCCGAGCGAAAGCUUGUGGAACCCGUGGGUGUGCAAGAGAAGGUUGAUUCUCUUGUUGGGAAGUACAAGCAGGGAAGGGCCUUCGCUAGAGCCUCGGGGACCGAGGAUGCCGUAAGGGUAUAUUCUGAAGCGGCGGAAAGGGGGGAGGCAGAGGAACUUGCCAGGCUGGUCGCUGACGUUGUGGUACAGUUCUAA